Messenger RNA from Microcebus murinus (gray mouse lemur), 1996 nucleotides. RefSeq names its product C-type lectin domain containing 7A (gene CLEC7A). NCBI's taxonomy places the organism in Eukaryota, Metazoa, Chordata, Mammalia, Primates, Cheirogaleidae. The record is from RefSeq and is a predicted model, not a curated record. Gene Ontology annotation, cellular component: cell surface. Gene Ontology annotation, molecular function: pattern recognition receptor activity; (1->3)-beta-D-glucan binding. Gene Ontology annotation, biological process: phagocytosis, recognition; positive regulation of cytokine production involved in immune response; cellular response to molecule of fungal origin.
UGGACUACUUAUGCUCAACUUGCUAGAUCUCACAUGAUUCCACUCCUAUCCCACAUGAUUCCACUCAUAGAUUUUCCUUUGUCCACAGCAGUCAUCUUAAAAGCAGAAAGGAAAAAGUUCUCAAAUGCUCUAUCUACUCAGGGACUCUAGAGAAUAAUGGAAUAUCACUCUGAUGUAGAAAAUGUGGAUGAAGAUGGAUAUACUCAAUUACACUUCAACUCUCCUGGCAUCAGCAGGAUACCUAUGGUCUCAGAGAAAGGAACGUGUGGGGCAUCUCUUCCUUGGCGUCCCAUUGCUGUAGCUUUGGGAAUCCUAUGCUUGAUAAUACUGGUGAUAGCUGUGGUCCUCGGUACCAUGGCUAUUUGGAGAUCCAAUUCAAAGAGCAACUCAUUGGAGAAUGACAACUUUCCACCAAGAAAUAAAGAGAACCACAGUCAUCCCACACAAUCAUCUUUAGAAGAGAGUGUGGCUCCUACCAAGGCUCUCAAAACCACAGGAGUUCCAGAAAUUCCUUCUAGCUCUUGUCCCCCUAAUUGGAUUAGACAUGAGAAGAGCUGUUAUCUAUUUAGAACAUCACUAGAUACCUGGAAUAGAAGUAAAAGACAAUGCUCUCAGCUAAGCUCUAAUCUCCUAAAGAUAGACAGCUCAAAAGAAUUGGAAUUUAUAAUAAGGCAAGUGUCUUCCCAGCCUGAUUAUUCAUUUUGGAUAGGGCUUUCUCGCCCUCAGCCUGAGGGACAGUGGCUCUGGGAGGAUGGAUCGACUUUCUCUUCUAACUUGUUUCAACUCAGAAGCACAGCUACCCAGGAAAAUUCAUCUCCCGGUUGUGUAUGGAUUCACGUGUCAAUCAUUUAUGACCAACUUUGUAGUGUGCCUUCGUACAGUAUCUGUGAGAAGAAGCUUUCAGUGUAAGGGGGAGGGUGAAGGUAGGAGAGAGAAGUAUGUAAGACAGUAAGGAGGUCAGAAAACAGAACAGAAAAGAGUGAUAUUUGAGAUCAAAAUAAAUGCUGAAAAUAUUUAGGGAGCUUGGCAAACUUUAAUCUUAGGGUGGAGAGGCUCUGAUUUCUGUACUUGUCAACUCUAUAGGUAGGCAGGCCAGUAGUAUCAUGUUCUAGUUGAUAGAACCCUAGCCAUGGAAUCAGGGUAGCUAAGCUUGAAUUUUCAUUCUUCUAUUGACUCAACAUUUACUUAGGAUAAGCCACAGUCGUUGGAGCUUCAAGAGAGUCUUAAUAUCUGGCUCAACCAGAGUUGUUUUUUGUCCUCAAAUGUGUCACUGGAGUAAAAACUGUGUGUUUUCAUGACCGAUUCCUCAACUUCUAGCAGUAUGUCAGACAUGGGUAGAGGGAAAAAUAUACUUUCAACUAGCUAAAUGAAGAAAGGGCAAAAAAAAGUCUUCACUGCAUUUUAUUAUUUUCACCAUUAUGAUCGCAAUUAGAAUUAUCAUCAUCAAAAAGCGGUGAUCCAACUUUUUAUCAAUAAAUGGCCCAGAAAGUAUGUUUGCCAUAUCUCUGACUAAUAAAAUCCUGUGUAAUAUGAAAUUGUAGGGAAACUUCUCUGAUAGGAAAGUUUCUCCUUUUCAAAUGGUAUCAAUCAGUAACAUCUGAUAAUGAAUAUACAAAAGUACCCAAUCUCACUGGCAGAAGUAUUAACAUUUUGAGAUGCAAAACAUGCUCUAUUAUUUUUAUGAGGUGCUGGUUUUCAGUUUUUACCAAUUCCUCAGUAAUUACUAUAAAAAGGUACAAUGAGAAUGUUACUGUUUCCUCAUGUGAUAAUUUGGUUCAUUUUCUUUCAAACUUUCCUACUGGUGCUAUUUUUAUUUCUAACAGAGAUUUUUAUGUUGUUGGGGAGUCAUUUACAGCCCUCUCCAGUUGAUUAACAUGUAAACAGAAAUUUUGUCAAGUCACUGAAUUGUUGAAUUUUGUCACUGAAUUGUUCACUUUAAAAUGGGUAAUUUUAUGUUAUAUGGAUUUCACCUCAAUAAAAAUAACCUUUGGCCUCU